AUGAAAAUAAAAUUAAAUGAUACAAACAAUGGAGUUAUUAUUUUCACAAAAUGUGAUUCUGAAAAUCUGGUUAUCAUUAAAUGUUUAAUACGAUUAAAUGAAGAAAUUGAAGAUUUCUUCUCACAAAUUGCUAAGAACGAAGUAAAAAAUGGGAAUUGUUUCAAAAAGAUAUCAAUAACAAUGAAUAGGGCUCCAACUGAGAAUGUGACUAUAUUUAUCAAAAGGCUUUCUUUGAAUCUGAAAAAACAUAUCGAAAAUUUUAUCAAAUUAAGAUUUAACGAAAACUUUAAAAUAGAAAUUAAUGUAAAAAUAUAUGAUAAGAAUUUGAAUGAUAUUCAAAAUACAACGCUAGAAGAUAUUAUUAAUAAUGAGAAUCUGGAUAUUGUUCAAGUUAAUAUAGUGGCAAAUAAUGAAAAAUGCAAAGAAUUUUACUAUUUACUUAAGAAGAACGUACCUUUGGUUCAAUCUGUGGUUUUAAAAAACGAAAUUAGAUUGGGAUUUCCAAUAGUACCAAAUAUAACAUUUAUAAAAGGUGAUUUAAGCCAUUUUUCAUAUAGGUGGUAUUUACAAUAUAAUGCAAGUGAAACAAAAACAAAUCAUGAUAUAUUAUCGAAUCUUCCAGAAAACUUACUUGAAAUUGAUCAAAAUUAUAUUUGUGACUUGAAUUUAAUAUUUGCAAAUAAAGAAGAAAUUGACAGAGUAAUUGAAAACAUUGAAAACUAUUCGAUAAUAUUCAGGAUAAUUCUAAAUUCAGAAAUUUCCCAAUUAUUUGAUACAAUAUACAGGUUUAAUCAUAUUAAUAAGCCAUUGGAACCAAGUUGGAGAGAAGAAAGAAUAAAUAGUUUUAAAAAUGACUUGAAAUUAAGUCCUGAACUGAAUGUAAAUAGAUUAAAAAUAGUAACUUUCAAUAUUUUAUCAGAAAUUUGUGCCCAAACAGACAUGGCUCUAAAUGAAAUGUAUACAAAAUGCCCUAAAUAUGCAUUAAAUUCAUAUUAUAGAAGAAGUUUAUUGGCUAGAGAACUUAUUGAUUUAGAAGCAGAUGUAAUUGGUCUUCAGGAAGUUCAAUCGUGUUUAUAUGAGUCAUUUAUUCAUAUAUUAAUGAAAUUUAAGGGAUACUCAGGAGUUUUCCACACUGAAUAUGCCAAUAUCUCAACAUUUUAUAAACAAGAGUUAUUUAAUAUAUUAGAAUCUGAGACACUACUUUUCAAAAAAAUACUGGUUCAAGACUAUCCAGAGAUUAAUAAAGAAAUUAAUAUAAAAUGGCCAAACUUUACAGAGUGUUUACUAGAUAAAAUUACAACAAUAUUUCAAAUUACUGUGUUGGAACAUAAAAUUACGAAAGUGAUUUAUUUGUUUGCUAAUACACAUUUCUACUACCAUCCUUUAGGAGGACACAUAAGAAUUCUUCAAGCAAAGCUGCUCAUGGACUUAAUUGAAAAGUACCUAAAAAGAUUGAGAACAGACUUUCCAUCUAGGGACAUUUUCUCUUUUAUAUUAGGUGACUUCAAUACACUUGCAAUUUCAGAUGCUAGAACACUUUUUACUGAAGGUAUUAUUACUUCAAAUUCAUCUGAAUGGGGUCAUUCUGCGCUUUUUAAAUAUAAAAAGAAGAGAGGUUUAGAUAACAAUAUUGAAUAUGAGAGUAAUGGAAAUAAUGACAAAGAAGGUUUAAUUAAUAAUUCUGAGUUAAAUAAUCUGGGUUUCGAUUUUCAAACCAAUCACAAAUGUAUUGAUUUACUGGAUAUUUAUUUGGACAGAAAGUAUAAAAACAUUAAAAUUCGUGUUAAAGAAAAAGAAAGAAUUGAAAAUUCUGACUCUAAAGGGUUUAAUAACAAAUUAUACUAUCCUUUUACAAACAAGGUUGAAGGAUUUUCUGGUCAACUAGAUUAUAUUUAUUUAGUGGAAGAAGCAGGUUUUUCUGAUAAGUAUGUCAUUUUUUUGAACAAUUAUUUACCUUAUGUUAAUGAAUCAAUGUUAAUUCCUAUUAAUACCCUUCCAUCUCCUCAAUAUCCCUCAGAUCAUAUCUCAAUAGGGGUUGAUAUUUCAAUAACUAAGAAUGCAGAUUAA
Cryptosporidium ubiquitum is the source of this 2067-nucleotide messenger RNA. RefSeq names its product RNAse. Gene Ontology annotation, cellular component: mitochondrion. Gene Ontology annotation, molecular function: 3'-5'-RNA exonuclease activity. The record is from RefSeq and is a predicted model, not a curated record. Lineage: Eukaryota; Apicomplexa; Conoidasida; Eucoccidiorida; Cryptosporidiidae. Gene Ontology annotation, biological process: nuclear-transcribed mRNA catabolic process, deadenylation-dependent decay. The transcript has a single exon. The coding region runs from base 1 to 2067 and encodes 688 amino acids.